Alternaria incomplexa is the source of this 2145-nucleotide messenger RNA. RefSeq lists its product as uncharacterized. Gene Ontology annotation, cellular component: nucleus. The record is from RefSeq and is a predicted model, not a curated record. The transcript has 4 exons. NCBI's taxonomy places the organism in Eukaryota, Fungi, Ascomycota, Dothideomycetes, Pleosporales, Pleosporaceae. Gene Ontology annotation, biological process: DNA-templated transcription; regulation of DNA-templated transcription. Gene Ontology annotation, molecular function: DNA binding; DNA-binding transcription factor activity, RNA polymerase II-specific; zinc ion binding. The coding region runs from base 1 to 2145 and encodes 714 amino acids.
AUGUCGGCUGGGUGGACCAAUUACUCGGUUGGCAAUGGUAGCCAGGCAGGCGAGGACGACGGUCCCGUCUCGGUGGGCGGUGACACGCCCGCGUGCGUUAGCUGCAAGCAACGCAAGCUGCGAUGCUCGCGCGAGACACCCUCGUGCUCGCAUUGCUUGAGGCUGUCCUCUGAAUGUGUUUAUCAGCCAAAGAACAAACCUGGGCUUAAGCCCGGAGCUGUUGAGGCGUUGACCCGCCGCGUCGCCUUUCUGGAGAGGAUACUGCUAGAUGAUGCGGGAAACAUCCGGCCACGGUAUAGAGACGAUGAUACCACGGCGAAUGGCCAUGGCGUCGCGCAUGAAAGCCCGAGUGCUGUAGAAGAACGCGCACCUCGUGUUGAGGAACACGCGCCGUAUGUCGCGCCUACUCCCGAUUAUAGCCACAACCACCAACCCGCAGAGGAUGGCUCCAGAGCUUCCGAAGAAGAGAACGGCGCGUCCAAUCCUCUCAAACGAAGAUUCGAAAUGCCAAUUGCUGAGAGUUGGCUUUUCCCCUUUGAAGAUGUUGAUAUCGCGCAGCAUUUGCCAUCUCAACCACUGCUCGAGAAGGUCGCAGACUUUUUCUGCGUCUCGUUCCAUCAUUGGAUCCCAUAUAUUCAUAAGGCGAGACUCCAAACGCGAGUGCGCCAAGGUUGCCAGGAUCCAGGACAUGUGUUGGUCCUUCAUGCUCUGGUCGCCGUUGCUUUGCGACACAUGGAGCCCAACGUACUAUACCUGGAUAAUGAUCAGAUCAUUCAGCAGACGAGGGUCUCCCGGAUGAUUGUGGAAACGCAUGCGAUGCGCAAUGUCACCAUCGAAAGCUUGCAGGCCCUCAUCUUUCUAGUCUUCGAUCUUCUCAAUGACGGACAAACACAAAGAGCGUGGCCGCUGAUCGGAUCGCUCACGAGGACUAUAGACUACCUCCAGCUUACUACUGAGCCAUCAACGUCGCAGUCGGGAUCACUCAUGACGCCUGUGCGGUUGGUGAAGCCCUCAAACGACUGGACGGAGUUGGAAGAGCGACGAAGAUUGUUCUGGAUCAUAUUUCUGCUCGAUCGAUAUUGUUCGGUGUCUACAGGAUGGAACACUAGUCUCACAGCAGAUGACGUGCACCGUCGGUUACCGGCAGACGGCGGUUUCUUCACCAGAGAAGAGCCGGUAACCACACCCUACUUCGGCAUCUGGAACAAGGCCGCCGCCCGCAUUGGGCGCUCACUGGCAAAUGUGCCCGCACAAUAUAACGAAGAGGACCCAGGAGUCGACCACUUGCCGCCAGGAGCCAGCCCCAAUUCCGCCAACGGCUACAUCGAUGCUUCCAAGCUAGGCGCAUUCGCAUACUGUGUCGAAGCAACCGAGAGUUUGAGUCAAGUGACGACAUUCUUCCUUCAACAAAGGAUCAACUGGCAAGACAAGGAGCAUGCAGUCAGUUGGCUGACACGCUUCAAGGAGCUAGACUUGAGGCUUGUGCAGUGGAAGAUCUUCUUGCCACCUAGGUGGAAGGACUCCAAUAUCUCGUCAGACAGGACUGUGGUUGACAUGGAUCCCAAUCUGACACUAGCACACAUUACGCAUAAUACCUCGAUGAUAUUGUUGCACCACCCAAUCGGAUACCCACCCCGCGGAUGGAACGACUUCGUCGCACUACCGAAAGAAUGCAGUGCCCAGACGUGCGAGCUCGCCGCCGUAGAAACUUCAAACAUCGUCGACAAAUUUCUUACCCACACUCCCAUACCCUUUGUUAACGUCCAAUUCUCAUUCUGUGCCUUCAUCGCCGCCAAAGCACUACUCUUCGAACACCAAGCCACCCGCAAACCUCUACGAUCAGAAUUCCACCGCCUAAUCCACAAUCUCGAGGAAAUGGCCGCAAGAUGGAAAGGGAAAAACACUGACGACGCGAAACCAAACAACCAAGCAGCUAUAUACGCAAACCACCUCAAACGACUCCUCGAAGCCUGUCAAAACGACGCAAAUUUCCGCUUCGACUUUUACGACCACAACGGCCUGACCCUCGACCCACAAAACUACGCCAGUCCGACUUACGCCGCAACACCACAAGCGCCAGUAUCAACAGCCCGGAAACGGAGUCCCGGUAUCUGGUCCAUCGCUCGCCCCGUACGGCAAUGCUAG